ACUUUGAAUGUCAGAAUCGAAGAACGUCUUAUUGAAAUAUUGUGUAUAGGGUAAAAGAGAAGCCGUAUAAUUUCUUGAAUUUACAAAAAUAAACCACACCGUUACAUAGUACACAUUUGUACAAGCAAAACUACAAAAAAUGGAAAAACUUCAUGAAUAUCAAGGAAUAACAGGUCGAAUACAUCAAUGGAGAGACAAUAUAAAAGAAAGUUAUGGUAAAAAUAAUUCCGCCAGCUUUCUAGAAAAAAGUAAAAAAUCAAUCGGAGAUCAAUUGAAAGGCAACGCAAGUGCAAAUGCUGACUACUCUCAUAUUUAUAGACACAAAACCCGUGCUGAGCUUGUCCGCGUGUCUGCUGCCGUUAUGGGCAUUGAGUUUUCAUACGCUGCAGAAACGGCUUUUGUGUCGCCAACGUUACUGAAAAUCGGCGUGGAACACCAGCAUAUGACGUUAGUAUGGGCUCUAUCACCUUUGGUUGGCUUUUUUUUUUUGUGCCCGAUAUUGGGUUCUCUUUCAGAUCGUUGCAAAUUAAAUGUUGGACGCCGACGACCGUUCAUAAUUCUUUUGUCUGUCGGGGUAUUAUUAGGAUUAAUUUUAGUUCCAAAUGGAGAAAAUUUGGGAUACUGGUUUGGCGAUAUCGAUCCACAUGAACAAGCUGCUGCAACUAAUACGACGUACAAUAUUACCUAUAACUAUUUAAACAUAAUUCCUCACAAAGUAACCGCAUCUAAAUCCGAAAAUGAAGGUAUUCAGAAAACUUCUCAUCCAUGGGGAAUUUUCUUCACUGUGCUAGGCACUGUUCUACUUGAUUUUGAUGCGGAUGCCUGCCAAAGUCCAUCUAGAGCAUACCUGUUGGAUGUGUGUAUUCCGGAAGACCAUGCCAGAGGUCUUUCUACUUUCACUAUAAUGGCUGGCUUAGGCGGUUUUUUUGGCUAUUCAAUGGGUGGCUUGAACUGGGAUGAGACAGAAAUCGGAAGACGUCUAGGAGGACAUGUGAAAGCUGUUUUUACGAUUAUUACGUUUAUUUUUAUCACAUGUGUUACAUUUUCGAUCUCGAGCUUUACGGAAAUUCCUCUUUGGGUGCUUUCAAACCCAAAAUCGAAAAUGUCCUCAAGUGAGAAGUCCCAUUUAGAUGAUUGCUCGUCUACGAAUUAUGGAGCAAUGAAUAAUGAUGAUGACAUAAAUCAUGAAAAUAUUGAGAAGAGCCAAAUCUGUAUAUAUUGGAGGUCUUCUUUUUAUUGCCUUGGAAUGACUUUGAUGGCAUUAACCCGAACCAAAUUAAGUGUAAUUCUAUUUAGUUGGACCGCUGGAGUAAUGUAUUCAACGCUCUUUACAAUGCCUUACCUACUGGUGGCACAUUAUCAUUCCCUGAAGACAUUUGAAUUAGACGAAAGCGGAUGUGCCAAAAUGGGAUCAGAAGUACGUGGCUUGGGUACCGAUGUCGCAAUAAUUAGCAGCAUGGUCUUUUUGGCCCAAUUCUUAUUGUCGAUAUGCAUGGGCACAAUUGUCAAAUUGGCUGGAACAACAACAGCUGUUAUCACUACAGCUAGUUUUUUUUGAGCUUCUGCGCAGCUUUGACAGCAUCGAAAAUUAUAUAUCUUGAUCUGUAAAAUUUUUUGAAAUAUUUAAAUUAUUUGUUGAUAAUAUUACAGCUUGGUUUGAAAACGUUUAAAA
Molecule: messenger RNA, 1672 nt
Organism: Drosophila sulfurigaster albostrigata
Lineage: Eukaryota; Metazoa; Arthropoda; Insecta; Diptera; Drosophilidae
Gene: lovit
Product: proton-associated sugar transporter A
Cellular component (GO): membrane
Molecular function (GO): sucrose:proton symporter activity
Source: RefSeq, a predicted model, not a curated record